Purpureocillium lilacinum is the source of this 6345-nucleotide messenger RNA. Its product is annotated as glutamate synthase [NADH]. Gene Ontology annotation, molecular function: flavin adenine dinucleotide binding; glutamate synthase (NADH) activity; FMN binding. Lineage: Eukaryota; Fungi; Ascomycota; Sordariomycetes; Hypocreales; Ophiocordycipitaceae. The record is from RefSeq and is a predicted model, not a curated record.
AUGGGCCUGCUCGAGGAUUUCGACGACCGACACAUUUCUUUCGAAGCUGAAAAGCAAGAAUACAAGCCGUACGAGUACCAGACCGAGAACAAUGAUUCUUGGGCUGGCGCUCUCCCGGUGAAGCAGGGUCUCUAUGACCCUAGCUAUGAGAAGGAUGCCUGCGGUGUCGGCUUUGCUUGCCACAUCAAGGGUAAGCCGAGCCACAAAAUCGUCAGCGAUGCUCGCAACCUCCUGUGCAACAUGACCCAUCGGGGAGCCGUGGGUUCUGAUGCCCGUGACGGUGAUGGCGCCGGUGUCAUGACGUCCAUUCCCCACAGGUUCUUCAUCAAGAACUUUGAGAGAGAGGAGAACAUCAAGCUCCCUCCUCUCGGCCAGUACGCCGUGGGAAACCUGUUCUUCAAGCCCGACGAGGAGACCCUCGAGGAGUCCAAGAGGCAGCUGGAAGAUGUUGCCGAGUCGCUGGGCCUGCGAGUCCUGGGUUGGCGUCGGCCUCCCGUCGACUCGACGCUGCUCGGCCCUGCCGCCAAGUCGCGCGAGCCCAUCAUUGCUCAGCCAUUUGUCGUCCUUGCCUCUGCCUAUGGCCCUGGCAAUGAGCCCCAGAUGACCGACCCUGAAAAGUUCGACGACCGCCUCUUCGAGCGCCAGCUGUAUGUGCUGCGGAAACGUGCCACUCACACCAUCGGCCUCAAGAACUGGUUCUACCUCUGCUCCCUCUCCAACAAGAACAUUGUCUACAAGGGCCAGCUUGCCCCUGUCCAAGUCUACUCGUACUACCACGACCUCGUUAACGCCGACUACGAGGCUCACUUUGCUCUUGUCCACUCUCGAUUCUCCACAAACACCUUCCCGUCUUGGGACCGAGCCCAGCCGCUGCGAUGGGCCGCUCACAACGGUGAAAUCAACACCCUGAGAGGCAACAAGAACUGGAUGAGAGCUCGCGAGGGUGUCAUGCAGUCCGACGUCUUCAAGGAGGAGCUCGAGAUGAUGUAUCCCGUCGUCGAGGACGGCGGCUCUGACUCGGCUGCCUUUGACAACGUUCUCGAGCUGCUGACCAUCAACGGCGUCUUGUCGCUCCCUGAGGCCGUCAUGCUCAUGGUUCCCGAGGCUUGGCAAGGCAACGAGGACAUGGACCCCAAGAAGGCCGCUUUCUACGAGUGGGCUGCUUGCCAGAUGGAGCCUUGGGACGGCCCUGCCCUCUUCACCUUCGCCGACGGACGGUACUGCGGUGCGAACCUGGACCGAAACGGUCUGCGACCUUGCCGUUUCUACGUCCUCGACGAUGACCGCAUCAUUUGCGCGUCUGAGGUUGGCACCAUCCCUGUCGAGCCUGAGAGUGUCAUUCAGAAGGGCCGUCUGCAGCCUGGUCGCAUGCUCCUGGUCGAUACCAAGGCAGGACGCAUCAUCGACGACAAGGAGCUCAAGGAGGCCGUCUCCAGCCGCCACGACUUCCGCUCUUGGCUUGACCGCGAGCUCAUCACCAUGCCCAAGGUUCUCGAGACCCUCGAGACCUCUGUUGAUCUGGCUGCCAAGCUGGACGAUACCCUCCUUCAGGAGGACCCGCUGCUGCUCUCCUUCGGCUACACCCACGAGCAGGUCAGCUUGCUCCUCGCCCCCAUGGCUGCUGAUGAGAAGGAAGCCCUCGGCUCCAUGGGCAACGACGGCCCUCUUGCCUGCUUGACGCAGGCUCCCCGCCUCCUCUAUGACUACUUCCGACAGCUCUUCGCGCAGGUCACCAACCCUCCCAUUGACCCUAUCCGAGAGUCCAUCGUCAUGUCCCUGGAGUGCUACGUUGGCCCCCAGGGCAACCUGCUGGAGAUGGACGCCUCCCAGUGUGGCCGUCUGAUGCUGCCUAGCCCCAUCCUGUCUAUUCCCGAGUUCAAGGCCAUCAACAACAUGGCGUCGCUCUACCCCGAUUGGUCUGUCAAGACCAUCGAUUUGACCUUCCCCAAGUCCAAGGGUGUUCAGGGUUAUAUCGACCACCUCGACCAGAUUUGCAAUGAGGCCACCGCUGCUAUCGAGGCUCGUGACCGCAUCAUCGUCCUGUCCGACCGCAACACUUCGGCUGACCGUGUCCCCGUAUCGGCGGCGCUCGCCUCUGGUAUGGUCCACCACCACCUUGUCAGCAACAAGUGGCGAUCCAUGGCUGCCCUGGUGGUCGAGACUGCUGAGGCUCGCGAGGUGCACCACAUGUGCGUCCUGCUCGGCUACGGCGCCGAUGCUGUCAACCCGUAUCUCGCCAUGGAGUGCAUUCUCAAGCUGAACCGGGAGGGUUUGAUCAAGAAGAAGCUCACUGAUGAGGCUCUGAUCCGAAACUACAAGCACUCGUGCGAUGGCGGCAUCCUCAAGGUCAUGAGCAAGAUGGGCAUCUCGACCCUGGCCUCUUACAAGGGAGCUCAGAUCUUUGAGGCUCUUGGUCUUGACGAGUCUGUUGUCGAGCGCUGCUUCAGGGGCACUGCCUCCCGCAUUCAGGGCCUCACCUUUGAAUUGAUUGCCGAGGAUGCUUUCCGCUUUCACGAGCGGGGCUUCUCGUCCCGAUACACCGUGAGCAUCAAGGGCCUGCCCGAGUCCGGCGAAUACCACUGGAGAGAUGGCGGUGAGCCGCACGUCAACGACCCUGCUUCCAUUGCAAACAUCCAGGAUGCUGUCCGGACCAAGAACGACAAGUCGUAUGAGGCGUACUCCAAGUCCGAGUAUGAGCAGAUCAAGAACUGCACGCUGCGCGGCCUCUUGGACUUCAAGUUUGAGGACCGCACUCCUGUGCCCAUCGACCAGGUCGAGCCCUGGACGGAGAUUGUCCGGCGAUUCUGCACUGGCGCCAUGUCUUAUGGCUCCAUCUCCAUGGAGUCGCACUCGACUCUUGCCGUUGCGAUGAACAGACUCGGUGGCAAGUCCAACACGGGUGAGGGUGGCGAGGAUCCUGAGCGAUCUCAACGCCUACCCAACGGCGACACUAUGCGAUCUGCCAUCAAGCAGGUCGCCUCUGGCCGCUUUGGUGUCACCUCCGCCUACCUUGCCGACUCCGACGAGAUCCAGAUCAAGAUGGCCCAGGGUGCCAAGCCCGGUGAGGGUGGCGAGCUGCCUGGCCACAAGGUGUCCAAGUCCAUUGCUCGAACUCGCCACUCCACCCCUGGCGUCGGCCUCAUCUCGCCCCCUCCUCACCACGAUAUCUACUCCAUUGAGGAUCUGAAGCAGCUCAUUUACGACCUCAAGUGCUCCAGCCCCCGGUCUCGCGUCUCUGUGAAGCUCGUCUCCGAGGUUGGUGUCGGUAUCGUCGCCUCUGGUGUCGCCAAGGCCAAGGCCGAUCACAUCCUCAUCUCCGGUCACGACGGCGGCACUGGUGCCUCUCGAUGGACCGGAAUCAAGUAUGCUGGUCUUCCUUGGGAGCUCGGUCUCGCUGAGACUCAUCAGACUCUUGUUCUCAACGACCUCCGCGGACGUGUCGUUGUGCAGACUGACGGUCAGCUGAGGACUGGUCGCGAUGUUGCCAUUGCCUGCCUUCUCGGUGCUGAGGAAUGGGGCUUUGCUACCGCUCCCCUCAUCGCCAUGGGCUGCAUCAUGAUGCGCAAGUGCCACCUGAACUCCUGCCCGGUUGGUAUCGCAACCCAGGAUCCCGAGCUUCGCGCCAAGUUCCAGGGAACUCCUGAGCACGUCAUCAACUUCUUCUACUACGUCGCCAACGAGCUUCGUGCCAUCAUGGCUCAGCUCGGUUUCCGCACCAUCAACGAAAUGGUUGGCCACGUGGAAGUGCUCAAGAUGCGGGACGAUCUGCGGACCAAGAAGACGGCCAACAUCGAUCUGUCGCUGUUGCUUACCCCUGCUCACAAGCUCCGCCCUGGCGUUGCCACCUUCAACGUCCGCAAGCAGGACCACAAGCUCUACGUGCGCCUGGACAACAAGCUCAUCUCGGAGGCCGAGUUGACCCUGGACAAGGGCCUUCCGUCCAGAAUCGAAUGCGACGUCAUCAACACCGACCGUGCCAUGGGUACGUCUCUGUCCUACCAGAUCUCGAAGCGCUACGGCGAGGCUGGUCUGCCUUUGGACACUGUGCAUGUCAACAUCAAGGGCUCCGCUGGCCAGUCCUUCGGUGCCUUCCUCGCUCCCGGUGUCACCUUGGAGCUUGAGGGUGACGCCAACGACUAUGUCGGCAAGGGUCUCUCGGGUGGUCGUCUGAUCAUCUACCCGCCGCGUUCUGCCGUGUUCAAGGCAGAGGAGAACAUCUUGAUCGGUAACGUCUGUCUGUACGGCGCUACGACCGGUACCUGCUUCUUCCGCGGUGUCGCCGCCGAGCGAUUUGCCGUGCGCAACUCUGGUGCCACGGCUGUCGUCGAGGGUGUUGGUGACCAUGGCUGCGAGUAUAUGACUGGUGGUCGCAUUGUCAUUCUUGGAAGCACUGGUCGCAACUUUGCCGCAGGCAUGUCUGGCGGUAUCGCUUACGUCCUCGACAAGAACCGUGACUUCCACGACAAGCUCAACACGGAGAUGGUUGAAGCUGGCCCUCUCGAGGACCCGGCCGAGAUUGCCUACCUCCGUGGCCUGAUCGAGGAUCACCACCACUACACCGGAUCGGAGCUGGCGGCUCGUAUCCUCGUGGACUUCAACCGUGCCCUGCCUCGCUUUGUCAAGGUCCUGCCUGUCGAUUACAAGCGCGUUCUUGAGGAGGAAGCCGCCAAGGCUGCCGCCGCGAAGCGUGCUGAGUACAACCUUCCCGUCGUCUCCGGCGUCCACAAGAAGGAGGAGAAGGACAAGGCCCCAAAGCUUCAGGACAUGGAAGAGGCUGUUGGCGACAACGCUGCUGAGAAGAAACGUGCGCUGGUCCUCGACAAGACCAAGGGCUUCAUGAAGUACGCCCGACGUGCCGAGAAGUAUCGCGCCGUGACUACUCGAACCAAGGACUGGGCCGAACUCAGCUCUCGCCUCAAUGAGGAUGAGCUGAAGUACCAGUCGGCGCGUUGCAUGGACUGCGGUGUUCCGUUCUGCCAGUCGGAGACCGGCUGCCCCAUUUCCAACAUCAUUCCCAAGUGGAACGAGCUGGUGUUCCAGAACCAGUGGAAGGACGCUCUCAACCGUCUCCUCAUGACGAACAACUUCCCCGAGUUCACUGGUCGCGUGUGCCCCGCUCCUUGCGAGGGUGCUUGCGUCCUGGGCAUCAAUGAGGACCCUGUUGGCAUCAAGUCCAUCGAGUGCGCGAUCAUCGACCGUGGCUUCGAGAUGGGCUGGAUGGUUCCCGAGCCGCCCAAGGUCCGUACCGGAAAGAACAUUGCGGUCAUUGGCUCUGGACCUGCCGGUCUGGCCGCUGCCGAUCAGCUGAACCGUGCUGGCCACAGCGUCACCGUCUACGAGCGCGCCGAUCGCCUGGGUGGUCUGCUGAUGUACGGUAUCCCGAACAUGAAGCUGGACAAGCGCAUCGUCAAGCGACGCACCGACUUCAUGGCCGCUGAGGGCAUCAACUUCAAGACCGGAGUCGCCGUUGGCGAAGAUGGCCACCCCAGCCUCAGUGACCUGCGGAGCGGUAACGAUGCCGUCAUCAUCGCGACAGGCGCCACUGUCGCGCGCGACCUGCCCAUCAAGGGCCGCGAGCUGAGCGGCAUUCACUACGCCAUGGAGUUCCUGCACAAGAACACCAAGUCCCUGCUCGACUCGGAGCUGGCUGACAACGCGUACAUCACGGCCAAGGACAAGCACGUGGUUGUCAUCGGCGGUGGUGAUACCGGCAACGACUGCAUUGGUACCUCGGUCCGCCAUGGCGCCAAGUCUGUCACCAACUUCGAGCUCCUGCCCCAGCCGCCCCCAGAGCGUGCCAGCGACAACCCCUGGCCUCAGUGGCCUCGCAUCUACCGCGUCGACUACGGCCAUACCGAGGUGCGCCAGCACACGGGCAAGGACCCUCGCGAGUACUGCAUCAUGUCUGAGGAGUUUGUCGACGAUGGCAGCGGAAAGGUCAAGGGCAUCAACACCAUCCGCGUCGAGUGGACCAAGUCGCCUAGUGGCGGCUGGGACAUGAAGAAGGUGGAUGGCUCGCAGCAGUUCUUCCCUGCUGACCUUGUCCUCCUGGCUAUGGGUUUCCUUGGACCCGAGGCCCGCGUUCUUGGCGACGACAUUGAGAAGGAUGCGCGCAAGAACGUCAAGACGCCUGCUGGCAAGUACUGCACCAACCUGGACGGCGUCUUCGCCGCUGGCGACGCCCGCCGUGGACAGUCCCUGAUUGUCUGGGGUAUCAACGAAGGCCGCAUGGCAGCCCGCGAGGUGGACCUGUACCUGGAGAACAACACCAACCUUCCGGUCACGGGUGGUAUUGUCAAGCGCACUGCGCAGGAGAUUCUCAACCGCGUGGUUGAGGCACAGUAA